UCAUUUGUUGUCGGUCCCUCGGUUGUGUCCGUGGGUCAUUUGCAGGAUUUUGUUCGGCGGAAAAAACGCGUGUUUUUUUUUUGCUAUGUAACUGUGAAUAUUUUGUAUGUUAUUAUCGUUAAAGAAUUGCGCGGUUACGGACUUAUCUACACCGGAAGUCUGACGUUUAUCUUUCCCGGUGAUUAAACGGCUCAGGGUAAAAUAGCGCAGUGGAAAAGUACGACGUAGACAAAGAUGACUGAAAACACUGAUGAUUCUUUCCAAACACAACUUCUGAUUCUGAAGUCCAGCGUCUCACAAAAGGAGUUUGCACCAUGAAUACGUCUUUAUACACAACAUGGAAAUGCACCACAGAGUCACUGUUUGUCUGAUCGCUUUAGUGAUUGAGGUGACCACAGGACUCACCUGUCAUCGAGCUGAGUACCUGAUCGGACAGGAGUGUUGUCCCAUGUGUCCAGUCGGGACUCGAGUGAAUAAACACUGCACAGAGUUUCGCAGCACAUCGUGUCUCCCCUGUGACAGUGGGACGUACAUGGACGAGCCCACAGGGAGGACAGAGUGUCUGCGCUGUAGGAUGUGUGCUGCAGGUAAACACGACUUUAUCAGUGCUGAAACGAAACAAAGUAAAUUAAGAAAGUACUGUACUUCUGUGUGGAUGGGCAGAGAUAUAAUCAUAAGGCAGUGUUCCUCCACUUCUGACUCUGCGUGUGAACCUGAGGACGGGUUCUUCUGUGUGGGGCCGUCAGACGAGGGAAACUGUGAAGCGACUCAGAAACACUCGCUCUGUUCACCUGGAGAAUUUAUCCAACAACCAGGGAGCUCCUCUGAAAACACUGUCUGCUCUCCGUGUCCUUCUGGAACCUUCUCUAAUGGGACUCUGACGGUCUGUCGGCCGCACACACGGUGUGAGGAGAAGGACAAAGUCACAGCGAAAGAUGGAACCUCACAGUCUGAUGCUGAAUGUGCAGAAAGAAGCAAAACGCCUGUAAUCAUCAGUGUCUUUGUAGGGAUCAUGGCUGUAGUGGCUGUAGUGGCUGUAGUGGUUGCAGUGAUGUUAAAGAAGAAAAAGAGGAGACCAAAAGACAAUGUGACUGUUAUGGAGAAGCUGAACGGGGCAAGAGAAAACAAUCCAGAGAUACUUGAACAAGACAAUGCAGCGACACCUGAACUUUAACCAAAAAUACAACCAAACUGAACACAGUUUGGUUGUAUGAACAGAACUCUGAUGAACUAUCAUCAAUAGUCCAGGCAAAGCGUUUUCCAUCAGACUAAUUGUAAUAGUUGUUUUUCAUCUUAGAUCAUUUCUAUGUGGUGACCAGAACAACAUAGUAAAAGUUCUAAGAAAUUCUAAUUGAGGAAAUAUGUUGUAUCUCAAAUUGAUGAAAAUUGAAUGUGUCAGUACAGCCAGGCAACACACCAAUGGGCCUAGUUUUUUUCUUUUACUCCUAUCAAAAUGAAACUUUACACAAUGAAAGAGCCCAUGAAAUGUAACAGUUUUUGUAUUGCAAGUUUCUUUGAAAAUGAAUUUGAUUAUGCAAAUGAGCUAUACACUAAUUGAAUAUAGGCUACCCAAAAUCCUACCACAAUAAAACCUCACAAAGUGAAAGCACAAAUGAAAACAUGUCCUCAAGAAAUCUGAGGAGGGAUUUCAUGUAGUGAGACGGAGCAACAGGUAUUGGGCUGGACUGUCCACUGAUCUCUUUGAGUAGGUGCUCAUGAGAAGUGUAAAAACUCAUGGAGACUUUACAAGAGGGAAAGGAUUUACAGAGACUCAACACUUGGUGGGGGUCGUCUCAAUGCCAACAUGUGCAAACAUCAACAAUGCUCUGCAGUCCUUCACGGGGGUUUCAUAUGAGACCAGCGACCAACAUAAAGACCUGUCCAAGAACAAAGGAGGGACAGUGGUAGUGGAUCCAUCGGUGCUGUUUUUUAGCAGCUUGUAGCAGUGAGAGAUCAUUGUACAAAUGUGCCAUCACUGUUCAAGUAUGAACUCUGCAGUCAUCCGCCUGCUUUGUUCGACUCGUCCUUCCUCCCCCUACAGACAAACAAGGCCAUUCUUGCUGAUGUCCUCUGGAGCUCUAGUGAGCAGCAGCUGCAAAGGCAGCCCAGUGUACAGCAUGUCCUUGAUGGUGGUGCAUUACUCCAUCAUGUACCGUGGCCACAAGGGUCCACUUACGACAGUGUGUGUGACAUGUACGUAAGAUAUAUCACACAGAAAUAUGGUACAGCUACUGUCAUAGUCUUUGAUGGCUACAAAUAGAACCAACAAUAAAAGACUCCACUCAACCACGUCGAACAGGCAUUACUCCCGGUUUGACUGUACACUUUUCUGGUGACAUGAUCAUCCAAUCCAAGUUCCUUAAUAAUAAGGAAAAAAAAACAACAGUGCUUGGUGUGUCUGAUGUGAUAAACUUGAGUGGACUGGUGUAUCGCACAGACCAUGGAAAGAAUGAUGCAGAUGUGCUCACUGUCCAAACUGACAUUGCCUCUGCCAGAACAACAGUCUUAGGUGAUGACACAGAGUUGUUAGUGCUCUUGUUGCAUCAUGCUGAUCUGAAUGCACAGGAGCUGUUUCUGGAACCAAAAUCAUUGGGUCCCAAUGUGGACUUAACGCCUUCAUCCCAAAAGGACGGUGGCUUUUUCUUUUUUUUUUUUGAGAGAGAGUUUUAGAUGGAAGAUCUAUACUAAUAAUGACCAAUCAGCCAGCAGCACCGCCAGAAAUACUAGAUGUAGUUUGCAGUGACAUUUGCGGAGAAUGUUGUGGUACUAGCUGCACAAACUCACAGUCGCCUGAUUUAUCAGAUGAAUAUGAAGAACUAAGCAAAGAACAAACCAGAAACUGAUAUAAGGGGCACCAGAACCAAGUGCCACAGAGAGGGAAUCGAGGACCCAGGCUUGAUUUAGAAAAAAGGAAGGAAAAAACCCUCCCCGUUGCUGCUACCUUGUCGAGGUGGGGAGGCUCGUGUGUCUCUGUAACCUUGAAGACCACAGCAGGGCUUAUACCCCAGGCAGUUUUCAGGUUAGAGGCCGGUCUAAAAGCAGCAGUACCAUUACCCAUUGAAAGAAGACUAAAUGGAUGAAGACUGAGCUGAUGUAUUUGAAUUUGAAUUUAUUUGUUUGGAGGAUAAGCCCCUUGAGAUGUGUCACCAUCUCUUUUUCAAGGGGGUCCUCAUAAAUACAACAACAAAAGACAGAUACAGUUGGACAGACAGAAGGAGACAGAAACUCACAUAAGCAUCAAAACAGCAAAAUCAACACAAACACACACACACACACACACAGUCACACUCACUCACACUUGACUGUUUCACACAUAAUAAAACAAAUUUGAAAGAAAAAAUAAAAUAAAAUAAUUACAAUAAUAAUAAUAAACAGAGUUCAAAGAUAGUCACAGGAUACAACAAGAUAAACAACAAAAUUCAACAAAAUAAUCAAAAACAAUGACAUGGGUGAUGUAAAUGUUGAACCAGAGCAUUUUUAAAUAAAGGGACAGAAGUUAAAGCUCGAAUUGAUGAGGGAAGAUUGUUCCAAUCAGAAGCAGCUUUAUAUUUAAAUGAGUAUUUUCCAAUUUGUUUUUUGACUCUUGGGACGACAAAAAAUAUCUGAUCUGCAAGACGUAAACUAUAAGAGGAUCUGAAUGGAAUUAAAUACUGUUUAAAAUAUUCAGGAAAACUGAGAUUAAUACAUUUAAAAAUAAAUAAUAACCAGUGAAGUUGAUUUGUCAUAUGAAUGGUGUUCCUAUGCAAAUGAGUACAUAUUCAGUAACAGUGGAGCUCACGGGACAUAUUCAAAGUACAUUCAAAAUAAACUUGUAAUACAAAAAAAUGUACUUUCCUUGUGUAAAGUUUCAUUUUGACAGGAGUAAAGAAAAAAAAAAAUAGCCCCAUUGGUGUGUUGCCUGGGUGUGUUGACACAGAUUGCAUCUCGGAUUGAUGAGAAUUGAACAUAUUUCCUCAAUUAGGAUUUCUUAGGACUUUUAGUAUGUUGCUCUGGACACCGCAUAAAAAAACAUCUAAGAUGAAAAACAAACUAUUACAAUUAAGUCUAUUUUUGGCUCCAAAAUGAGUUACUUUGCCUGGACUUUAAACGAUCCAUGAGCUUUAUGCCCAUGCUGUGUAUAAGGCUUUUUAUAACAUGUAAGCAUUCCGGUUGAGGUGUAGAUGUGAUGUACAGAUGUGUCUCGAUGGUUAUGUUUUUGAAAGAUUGUAUAUAAACUGUCCAUCUUUGUUACUCUGGGCACAUAGCAACUCAUUGUUUCAUUUCAUUUCAUUCCUCUUGAAGAUUAUAUCAAGUAAUACAGUAUCGUGAGUGUGUCACAUGCUUAUAUCAAGUAUUGAAAUGAUAUUUGUUUGACUAUUACACAUUGAGUUGUUUAACCACUGAAGUCUUAUGUAUGUUUAAAGGCACCACUGUGUGAAACAUGUUUGCUUUUAACGUAAUCCUUUGCAGAUAAAGGUUGUGUCCUUUUAGGAGCAGCAGCAGUGGAGAUGGUUCAACCUGGUGCGAAACUAAACAAACUGGUGAUUCACAUUGGGCUGAUGUCAACUCCCUAAACCUAAAGGAACUCAGAGAAACUCCAGGGAAGAGUCAAGGUGUUACCUGUUCAACAUAUUAUUUGCAUAUUCAUAUUCAAGUCUAUAAAACCUGGGUUAAGUUAGUUCAGGGGCAGUCAGAUUGGCUGAUAUUAAGACCUCUGUCGCCAUGGGCAGUUAGGGACAACGAUCUGACCACAGCUCUGGAUUAGAAUUGUAUUGUUUAGGGAAAUUCUUUUUGAUUUUAAUCAAUCGAUUCCAGUGGUUAUUUUUAAGAGAACACGCUGAAUGAUUUUUUGAGGAAAACUAACAGUUUUUUGGUGACCUCCGACGUGAUUUAAGUUGAUGUUGUGAUUUAAAGGUAUGUUGUGAUUUUUAAGUUAAUAUUGUAAAGUUGGGUUAGAGUCCCAUAAAAUGAUUGCGCAGACAGAGUAGGACUCCGCACCCUCCACUUGACGGGAUUUCUCUCCAAGAGCGGCCGCCACUUUUAAAAGGUAAGCAGAAAACCUGUUGUUCUACGGAACCGAAUUUCUGCUAUUGGAUAUAUUAAAUUGAGGAGAGAAGUACUGCCCAGUGAAGGUAUUGAUUUAUUUUUUGUGUGAAUUAAUUUUGCUUUGUGUAAUUAAGUUGAUGCAAACCCAGUUUUUGCGGUGUUUUUUGAGCACUGCUGUUUCAGUGCUGUGUGAUGCUUUUAAACCUUUUGCCUUCUGUAGCGCUGGUUUCUGCUUUUUGUUUCCUUAACAUUGCAGGUUUGUGUUGUCCAGUACUAUUACUCAUAUCUGCUGCCUGGCAACACUGUUGGUAUCUUUAAUUUCCUCUCCACUGUUGGAAUCCUUUUGUAUUAUUGCAAUAUGAUAAUAAUCAUUUUACCAAACAUGAUAUGCACCUGAAAAUAGUUUAAUGUAUUUUAAUGUCAAAUCUAUGAAGAAUACAGAAGCUCAUGUUUUUUUUCUUCCCUUUCCUUUCUAGGCAUUUUAUUUAAUUUUUUUUCUGUUAUGUGGAUUACACUCUGUUCCAAUGUAAAAAAAAAAUGUAUAAAUAAGAAAAUAAAAUUAUAAUAAUACAUAAA
Boleophthalmus pectinirostris (great blue-spotted mudskipper) is the source of this 5601-nucleotide messenger RNA. RefSeq names its product tumor necrosis factor receptor superfamily member 5-like. Lineage: Eukaryota; Metazoa; Chordata; Actinopteri; Gobiiformes; Gobiidae. The coding region runs from base 338 to 1174 and encodes 278 amino acids. Gene Ontology annotation, molecular function: protein binding. Gene Ontology annotation, biological process: positive regulation of T cell migration; negative regulation of alpha-beta T cell proliferation; defense response to Gram-positive bacterium. Gene Ontology annotation, cellular component: external side of plasma membrane. The transcript has 7 exons. The record is from RefSeq and is a predicted model, not a curated record.